GUCAAAGUCUUAGAACCAAAGCCUAAUGCAGUGAUUCCAUACGGCCAACCGAUUAAGCUUAAGAUCAAGUCCCAAGCGCCACAGGGUCCUGAAAUUCUCGAACUUUUUUGCGAGCUUAUUGAUACGUUUGCAUUGCCAGCUCAGCAAAAACCUCAGGAAAUUGUCCUUGGAAUCAUAAACAAGCAAAUUACUGCAGGCACAUUUACAUAUCGAGUUGUGUUUGAUAAAACCACGCCUAACACCAUGAAUCUCGGUUACGGUCCUUUUAUUCUCC
This is a messenger RNA of Paraglomus occultum, 274 nucleotides long. Lineage: Eukaryota; Fungi; Glomeromycota; Glomeromycetes; Paraglomerales; Paraglomeraceae. The record is from the annotation of a GenBank genome assembly.